This is a messenger RNA of Penicillium odoratum, 1053 nucleotides long. RefSeq names its product DUF2841 domain-containing protein. The coding region runs from base 1 to 1053 and encodes 350 amino acids. The transcript has a single exon. The record is from RefSeq and is a predicted model, not a curated record. Lineage: Eukaryota; Fungi; Ascomycota; Eurotiomycetes; Eurotiales; Aspergillaceae.
AUGUCCAACCAACAGGAUGAGUUGGCUCAUCCGCAUUUUGCUCUUAUCUAUAUCGAUCGAGAUGGCAAUCUUCGUCAUGAAGCCUCGCCGUCCAUUGCCAGUAGCCGUGAAGCUAUUCUGUCUCCACGAGUCACGGACGCAUUUUUGCAGGCCGUAGCUAGGUCUGAGGACCUGGGAACAUCACAUUCUCCAUGUAAGUCACAUACCCAUAGUCGGCGAGAACCAGGAAAAACUAGAGUAUUGACGAAAAGGACAGAUGAGGGAUCGGGCGCAUCAGUCUCACCACCAAGAUUGACCGGUGGAGAAGGUCCGCUUCGUGCCCAAGCGAGCCAAGUGCACACUGAAUCUUUUCCAGGAAGCAUGGAAAGACAGAGACAAGUGAUACCUGCACAUCAAGGACCGCCGACAGACCCGACCAUGUGGCCGGCGCAGCAGCAAGAGCCCUGGCCACCACAGUGGUCCCGAAGCCCACAAAACCAACGAGGGCAGCUAUGGACUGAAGAGAUCAGCAUGGCCAGUCCCCAAAAGGCCCUUAUCAAUAUCCGAGACAAGGACUUUCUCCGUCGAUACUAUGAGAAGGUUUUCCAAAACCUACAGCAGACGAACUGUCGUGUCCUGGCCAAAGCGUACAUCAAGUUGGUAGAGCCACGCAAGCAGGUGAACUAUCCAUACAAUGGACGCAAGAUUGUGGAUGGCCGGACGCAACAAUUGAAUCCAGAAGAGACUAAGCCGCCAUGGUGGCCGUCAGGGGUGAGCCAUCGAGAGCCCGAUCACCUUCCUAAGGCUGGUAAGAAAGACUCCCAUGGAUUCUGGCCACCCUCCACAACAUCUAACAAACCCCAAGAACGAAUUAGACUUCUUGUUUAUUUACUCUGCGAAUUGCGCACUAGCUAUGGAAUCACCGCCCGACGACUGAGAGAGGCAGACCAGCCGAUCCGACGUCAAAUCACCCCGGUCGAGCGGUUACAGAUGAUGGACGAAAUCUACGAGGUUAGAGAGGAGGAAGAGAAACUUCUGGAUGGCAAAACAGGUGAGAGUUUGUCCUCCAGCUGA